AUGGACUCGGACGCGAAAAAAUGCCUCAAGAGACCCGCAUCUCAUCCAGUCCCUCGUGAUCAUCCUCUACAGAUCUCCCUUCGAACCUACGCCCUCUCACUCUCCUUGUCGCUCGGCCCCGCUCUUUUUCCAUUCCUCACAUCUGCAAAAUUGAGGCGAAAUGGAGUGGCGCGAUUGAAGAAGAUCCUUCGUAGGGAACUCGGCAUGUCCGGGUUUGCGUUUGCUAUGACCGUCGCCGUUGGUGGCGGGGCAACGUUAAGGCGGCUCUGGGACCUCCUCGAUACCAAGACGGCCGACGACACUGGCUGGGCGAGUGAUACUGAGUUGACGAAAAUACGAGACCGGCUAUCUUCAUUGACGAGCUCUCACAGGACUUUCAUAGCCAACGUGCUCUCUUCCUUGCUGGCUAUCACUCUCUUCCACUCAAGACGUUCACGCGUACACCCAUCUCAUCGGGUUGAUAUCCCACUGACACUCCCACUAUCUGACACGGCUUCCCCUCAGCUACAGCGCGCCCGUAUACGACCUUCGAUUACCCUGGACUUGACAUUGUUGCUACUGGUGCGCGCGAUGGACUCCCUGUUCCAGAUGGCAAUCAGCAGGCUUCCCCGCUCGUACAAUAAAUGGAUCAUGACCUUGGCCAAUAUUGAUGUUCGUCUUUUGGAGGCCUUGCGCGCCAUACGUUCCGGCGCUUGGUCUUACAGACGACAUGUCUCGGUACAGCCCGACUUGGUGUCGUCUAUCUCUCGCACUCUCGGGUAUCCUUCUGCAUGGGGAGAUCCUGCGCUUCUACCGGCUUACGGUGGUGUACAGGCGAAUGCGGUAUGGAAAACACUUGGAGUGCGUGGGAGAAAUGGACUAGGUGGCUUGCCAUGCGAACUGGUCCACGGGACGGUAACAGGUGGCAGCUGCACAGCAAAUGCAACGAUUAGGGGCGCUCAAGCUUUCGUCGAGGCGCUGGCUCUCUAUCUCCCGGUUCAUUUUCUCCCUAUCCUUCUCACGCGGCCUAGGGCGCUCCUCCAAGCGCCCCGUCUUCUUCGUACGACGCUCUCUGUCCUGCGAAGCGCGUCAUUCCUGAGCGCGUUUGUCUCUUCCAUAUGGGUCGCUGUAUGUCUUACGCGCACGCUGUUCCUUGCCCGUCUCUUCCCAUGGAUCUCGCACGACUUCUGGGACGGGCCAUUUGGAUGCACGUUUGUUGGAAGUCUGGUUUGUGGUGGGAGUAUAUGGAUCGAGGAAGGACGGAGAAGAGGCUAG
This is a messenger RNA of Fibroporia radiculosa, 1254 nucleotides long. RefSeq lists its product as uncharacterized. The record is from RefSeq and is a predicted model, not a curated record. The coding region runs from base 1 to 1254 and encodes 417 amino acids. The transcript has 4 exons. Lineage: Eukaryota; Fungi; Basidiomycota; Agaricomycetes; Polyporales; Fibroporiaceae.